GAGAGAGAGAGAGGGAGAGAGAGACUCCCUGGCUACCUCCCUCCCUCGCACACAGCGACUGGAGACGGACCGAGAGCAACGCGCAGGGAGAGGAGACCACCGAGCACACAGCCAGGCGCUCUCACACAUACACGCACACACAUACUCACCCAGUGCCUGCUCUUUCCCCCCCCUUCCUCCUCCUCCUCCUUUUCUCUCUGCAACCAGGGGGGGAAAGCCACUUACAGGUAUUUGUCUAGUGGCUCGGCGUCUUUAUUUUUUCCCACCCACCCCCCUUCACAGUUUGUUUACAAGUAUCAAAGUUGUAAUUGAGGAGCCGCCAAGACACAUCUGGAUAUUUCUUCUUCUUUGUGCUAGGGAGUGAUGUGCAACUAAUUAAAGGCAGACAGGCUGGUAGCGUCUGCAAUUUCCAGCCCCCCAAAUAAAGAGACUGUUGUCACAGUUCCUGGGAGAAUGCAAACGAAGAGGCUGCCUGACAAUUUGCCGUCUGCAGAAAUGUACCCCAAAGAGGAUUAACACCCCCCCUCCCCAUCCAUCCAGCACCCGACCCCAUCCAUCCCACCCAGACGACGGCUCCUGUGGCCCUCCGCCCUGCCCUACCCUGCCCUGCCCCUCACUGGUGCCCCCCUCCUCCACCCUUUCUCCCCCUGUCACCCCAGCAUCCCAUUGCCACCAUGAACACCAACGUGUGCGUGGAGAGCGGCCCCAACCCCGAGGCCCCGGGGCUGCCCAAGGAUAACCACCUGCCCGAGGGGGCCCUGAACAGCCUUGUGGAUUACAACUCGGAGAUGGAGCGCUACCGCUCCUUCGCCACCUUCUACAAGACCAACGGGGGCGCCUUCCCCCAGGCGGCCAAGAUCGCUCGCAUCACCACCCCCAUCUUCCCCAGCGCCGCCGCCGCCGCCGCCGCCCGCAUCGGCAUGUCCCCCUGGAACUGCGAUACCGCCACGGCCGCCGCCGCCACCGCCAUGCUGUGGGGCAGCGGCGGCGGCGGCAGCAAUACGGUCCCAGGCGGCGCGGCUGGUGCAAGGAAAUCCUCCUCCUCCGCCGCCGCCUCCGCCUCGCUCCACGCCGGCAGGAGCAGCAUGCACCAUCGGAACGAGUCCCAGCGGCUGGGCAAGCCUGGCUGCGCGCCAGCCGAGCAGCCCGCGUUGCAAAUGGCAAAUAAUAAUUUCCUCUCCACCUUAUCCCCCGAACACUGCAGACCUUUGGCUGGGGAAUGCAUGAACAAGCUCAAAUGCGGCGCUGCUGAAGCAGAGAUAAUGAAUCUCCCCGAGCGCGUGGGGACUUUUUCCGCUAUCCCGGCUUUAGGGGGCAUCUCAUUACCUCCAGGGGUCAUCGUCAUGACAGCCCUUCACUCCCCCGCAGCAGCCUCAGCAGCCGUCACAGACAGUGCGUUUCAAAUUGCCAAUCUGGCAGACUGCCCGCAGAACCAUUCCUCCUCCUCCUCGUCCUCCUCCUCCCUGGGAGCCGCCGGAGGAGGGGGGGCGGGAGGAGGAGGAGGAGGCGGGGGAGGAGGGGCAGGCAACCCUGCUAAGAAGAAGAGGAAAAGGUGUGGGGUCUGCGUGCCCUGCAAGAGGCUCAUCAACUGUGGCGUCUGCAGCAGUUGCAGGAACCGCAAAACGGGACACCAGAUCUGCAAAUUUAGGAAAUGUGAAGAGCUAAAGAAAAAACCUGGCACUUCACUAGAGAGAACACCUGUUCCCAGCGCUGAAGCAUUCCGAUGGUUCUUUUAAGCAGUAGUAGAUCUUAUUUUCAAGGCAGUCCGAAGUGAAUGGCAAGCUAAAGUCUUGUUUUAAGAAACUGCUUAGUCCACCAUUGAAGAAUAUACUCAGAUACUAUUUUCAUUUAUGUAUAGGGGUUUCCUCAAAAACAAAAUUUAAACAAUCUGGGAGCCUGGGGAAUUGGCCAGUUUAUUCACAUUCAGUACACUGAAUCUUUAUUUGAUGUAACUUAGCUAUACUAGUGAAGUUGUUGUCUAUUUUUAAAGUGGCUGUAAAAAUAAAAAAGUUUGGGUAAACCCCUGCUAUAAAAUCAUGUAUCUUUGAAAAGUAACAUAUCUAUACUUCAUUUUCAAAUAUAUGUGUUUCAGUACUGUAAACUGUACAGAUAGCAGCUUGUAUUUUGUGUGUUUAGACACAAGGAGACAAUCAUGUCUGAGCAUCUAUGGAGAUUAACGGUUUGUACACAACAGUGUGGUUCUGCAAGUUAAAUCUGGAGCAAUAAAUUCUAGCUUUAAAUAUUAUUUUGCUGGCUGGUUAGCAGCAGCAGCAGCAGCACUGUUUUACCAUGCAUCCUUCCAUAGAGACUUGAUGCCAAGUUUUACAAGAUUAAAAGAUUAUGAUGCAUCUAGCAAUUACCUUCAGUUGUAUUGUUGUAAGAGGGGAAGACAAAAAAUCUAAGAUUAAUCUUUUUGAGCACUAUUUUAGAGUAGUGGUUGUACACUCGCAUUGCUUCCAAAAGAGCUUUACAGAAGGGUAUCCCUCCAAAGUAACACACCAUAGCUGACUUGCUUUUGACUGUGCUGUAGGGUGAAAUGCACAGUAUAGAUGGACAUGCGGAAUCAGUCAUUUAUAUAUAGCAUGUUCUAGCAUACAAAAUGAAAAAAGAGUACCAUAUCUGAGAAAAAUCUAUGACUCAAUGUAUUUACCGUCCCACUAAGAGUUGCUAUGUAGGUUUUUUCAAUAGACGGAAUAAAAUUUUUAUAAAAUAUAUGAAAAUAUUUUCGCUCCAUGUGCAACAUUUAGAGAUUAGACUAGUUUAUAAAUUUAGACAGGCUUGAAUAUCUCCUGCAGUUGUGCAGGCCAUGAGAGCCUGGGUAUUUUUUAAGUAUAUAAGAAAACCCCACAUUUUUUCAAUGAGUGACUAUUUGUCCCCACACAUCUUUCUUUGUCCACUGAUCUUGGGCUUGCUGAAUAACUGGUCCCUUGGGCGUAUAGUAGAAUGCUUCACCAUUCUUUCUCCUGUACUAGCUAUGUAUACAGAACAUUUACUCCUCAUAAAGGCAGAGAAUAGAGUUAUAUAAUUCAGAUGUAAUACAAGGAUAUGGAGGAUACUGAGUUUAUGUACACUUCAUACAGAUUACCUCAUCACCUAUUUAUAGCUUGGCUUUGUUUUCACUCACAUGAAAAGGCCACCCCAUGAAAGUAAGAGAAUGCUGUUAUGCCACAUAUUAUAUAUGUUUAGUAUUUUAUACAAGAUAGGAUGAUAAAUGCUAGUAGCGUCACAGAAAAGCAUGGAAAUAACAGGCUAAUGAUGCAGAGAGUGUACCAAUAGCAUAGUAUUUCAGCACUUUCUCCAUUAUCUGCUAAUUGUUUCAUACUGUUGGCACAUGGCCACACUCACUUGCUUGACAAAUAUUGGGGGGGGUUAGGUGAGCAGCAGAGUGUGUCAUCAGCUGUCUGUGGAGAGUCAGAGUUCUGGGAAAGUCUGAGGACUGACGAGCCCUGGCAAUGGUCAAGCAACCUAAGGGCAGCAGAUGGGAGGAGAAGCAUCCUAGAAUUGGCUGUGUAGCAGCAAGGGUCAGUAGAAGGGCUGGGACACAGUAGAAGAGCAUCAGAGGACUGGUGUGUUGAGCUGGAGGAGAUUGCACGUGCAUUCUAAACGUUAGGGCUGACACAUGUUCUGGGAUCCGUGUAGCAUGACAUCUUACAUGUAAUUUCAGAAAAUAAAUGCCAUCUUUAAUGUGCUCCCAACAUGUGCCCCCUCUUAUAGUUUAUAAAAGAUCUUUAAUUAAACAAUCAUAAAAUAAGCUUUACCUUCAUUUACUUGGCAGCUUUGUACCUGAUGUUAUUUCAUUUAAGACUUUCUGGUUAAGGCCUCCGUUAUUUACUGCUGGACCAAUGAGAGCUACAUAAGGCCUUCUUUACCAAAUUGUUAAUUGAUUUAAAAACUGACUGAAGCCUUAUUUGCACAUCUGGCUGGUGAGCUUGCCUUGCUUUUUGGAAAAUUAUGAUUGCUCUGACAGAAGUAGAGACAAAAUUCAGUUCAGGCUACAUUAGGUGUACAAAGAUAUUCAUAGCAAUGUACUUACUGUCUAAUACCCUAAUGUUGCAUGUCUUGAUGUGGUUUCUUUUUUUGUUUUGUUGUUUUGUUUUCAAGAACUGAUGGAUCUGUAUAUUGUAAUUGUGGUGUUUUACGUCAAUUCAAAAUUGUUAAGAAAAGCAAACAAACCUGUUAAUUAUUAAAAAUGAACAAGGAUUGAUUUUCAUUGAUUCCCACAUAUGUCUUUUUUUUUUUUUUUUGGACAUUGUUUCUUUAUAUCAUCAAUUUUCCAUAUUGGUAAAACAAUAUUUAUAUGAUGUAGUGCAUAGAGAGCAUUUUUGUUUUUGAUGUUUGAAGAAGAACAUUCCUUUUCUGGCCUCUCUCUUUCUCUCUCCUAUACGUGGUACAUACAUAUUUAUAAAUUAGAUUAUUGUCAGGUUCUAAUUACUGAAUUUGUGCUUUUCACAAGAUCCUAACAUACUUUACAAUAUGAAUUUUUUUAUCCCUUUUUGUGUUCUUCAUUUUCACAGUGCAAAAAAUGCAUAAUAUAACUUUGAAGUAUUCUAGGUGUGAGCACUAAGCAUGCCUAAUAGAAAAAAAUCUUUUUAUCAUACCCCAGAUAAACCUAUUAAAUAAUAAGGCUGUAAAGGAGGCACACAUACACAUUAUGUGACUUAAUAAUAGACACUCCCUAAGAGAAAAGAAGUACUUCCUUUUGUCCAGAACCCCUGGUAUGUAAGUCAUACAAUUAAUGUUAAAGAAUAUAAAGUCUCUAAACGGGCUAUAUCUGUAAUCAAAUAAUGAAGAAAGAAAGUAGUUAAAUGAACAUACCAUUUAGGGUCGAAUAUAUUCAGCAAAAAGCUGUAGUGGGUCUUUGAUCAUGGUUAGAUGCAUAGUGAUAUCAAACAGUUGGUUCUCAUGUAGCAGCUAAAUGUUUCAGAUUUUUGUUUUUAUUAAAUUUGGCAGUUUCACACUGAGAUCUACUCUAUUCUUAGUGAAUAAAAGACAGCUCCUAUGUUAGAAAGUAUUCCAUUUUCACAAAUGCAGGGAACUAGGAGAUUUUUCAGAAACAUGGGCCACAAAAAUGUACUCCUUUCACAGUGUUCUCCUAUUUCUGAACUGUGCAGUUAUCUAUUAAAUUUUCUAAAAGAUAUUUGUGUAAGGUGUAUGUAUGCUUGUGCAAUUAUGAAAAAAAGCAGUUUUGGAAAACAGUGUAUUUAUUAAAAAAAAGUCACUUAUGGGGCAUGUACAAAACUGUAUAAAAACAUUCAGUUUGCCCAGUAAAGUUGUUUUUGUGAUAUUUCUGUGUUGUUGAAUAAAGGACUUUAGUAUGCAAAA
Molecule: messenger RNA, 5322 nt
Organism: Trachemys scripta elegans
Lineage: Eukaryota; Metazoa; Chordata; Testudines; Emydidae
Gene: CXXC4
Product: CXXC finger protein 4
Exons: 3
Coding region: 675-1736 (353 amino acids)
Cellular component (GO): nucleus
Molecular function (GO): zinc ion binding; methyl-CpG binding
Source: RefSeq, a predicted model, not a curated record